AUGACCUCCCCAGGGGAGGCCCGGGAGCCGGAAUUUGCAGGACCCGAGGAAGCCACAAGCCAGUUACAGACUGGAAGGCCGCCAGCUUGGGGCCAGCGUUCCCCCGCCUGGGGAGCCGCCCAGAGAGGGCAGCGGGCAGGUUCGGGGCUGCUGCGGGGUCCCGGCCCCUUCACGGCCCCGGCCGACUCCGGGCAGCUGAGCGGAGGGCGGGCUCGGCCAGGACGGCUGACGGCCCAACUUAUCAGCCUGGAAAAGGUGUCGGGAGGCAGGUUUCACCGGAGGGAACAACAUUCCUCAGGGGAGCUCCAUGCAGCUGUGGGUGGUGAGGUGCAGGUGUUUGUGAAGGGCGGGAGGGGCGGGGGCCGGCGAGGAGCUUCUCAGAGCAUGCGCAAAAGCGGGCCGGCGUGGGGCUUCUCGGAGCAUGCGCGACUACGCCGGCGCUCCAGCCCCGCCCCGCCGGGGCCGCGCUACCGGAACCUCGGUUCGCGGCACGUGGCUCAGCACGUGGCCGAGUGCCUGACCCCGGGCACCCUGGAGCCGCCGGCCUCUGUCGCGGAGGCGGUGUCGUCCCUGACCAUCGCCGACGCGUUCGUCGCUGCCGGCGAGAGCCUAGCCCCGCCGCCCCCGCCGCCCCCUCAGAGGUUCAUCUGCUCCUUCCCCGACUGCAGCGCCAAUUACAACAAAGCCUGGAAAUUAGACGCGCACCUGUGCAAGCACACGGGGGAGAGACCGUUCGUUUGUGACCAUGACGGGUGCAGCAAGGCCUUCGUCAGGGACUGGCACCUCAGCCGCCACGCCCUGGUUCACACUGGAGAAAAGCCCUUUGUUUGUACAGCUAGUGGCUGUGAUCAGAAAUUCAACACAAAAUCAAACUUGAAGAGACAUUUUGAACGCAAGCAUGAAAACCAGCACAAACAAUAUGUGUGCAGUUUUGAAGGUUGUAAGAAGACCUUUAAGAAGCAUCAGCAGCUGAAAAUCCAUCAGUGCCAGCACACCAACGAACCGCCGUUCAAGUGUACCCACGAAGGAUGUGGAAAACACUUUGCUUCCCCCAGCCGUCUGAAGCGACACGGGAAGGUCCACGAGGGCUAUAUGUGUCAGAAAGAAUGUUCUUUUGUGGCAAAAACAUGGACAGAGCUUCUGAAACAUGUGAGAGAAGCCCAUAAAGAGGACAUAACAUGUGACGUGUGCCAGAAGACAUUUAAGCGCAAGGAUUUCCUGAAGCAGCAUAUGAGAAUUCACGCGCCGGAGAGGAACGUGUGUCGGUGCCCCAGGGAAGGCUGCGGCCGCACCUACACCACUGUGUUCAACCUCCAGAGCCACAUCCUCUCGUUCCACGAGGAGCAGCGCCCGUUUGUGUGUGAGCACGCUGGCUGCGGCAAGACAUUUGCCAUGAAGCAGAGCCUCAGCAGGCAUGCCGUUGUGCAUGACCCUGACAAGAAAAAGAUGAAGCUUAAAGUGAGACCGUCUCAUGAAAAACGGAGUCUGGCCUCUCGGCUCAGUGGGUACAUCCCUCCUAAAAGGACACAGGACCAGGGGGUGUCUUUGCCCAGAAACGGGGAGACUGCACUGCCUUCUGAACUGCACUAA
Molecule: messenger RNA, 1590 nt
Organism: Lipotes vexillifer (Yangtze River dolphin)
Lineage: Eukaryota; Metazoa; Chordata; Mammalia; Artiodactyla; Lipotidae
Gene: GTF3A
Product: general transcription factor IIIA
Exons: 13
Coding region: 1-1590 (529 amino acids)
Cellular component (GO): nucleus
Source: RefSeq, a predicted model, not a curated record